CUUCGGCACGCGAGUUCUGUCGUUCGUUGAAUCAGCGUAACCAAUUCAAGAUGGCAGCGUCCAUGGAAAAAGAGGAUACCAUGUACAAAUUUGAGCUAGAGGUUUUAUGGUGCAUAAAUCAGUUGGAACUUGGGGUUCAGAACAGUAAAGGUGGACCAAAACAAGUACAAAGUAGCCUGAAGCUGAUCAAGGUCUUAAGGAAUCCCAAGACACCUAUGGUGAAAAAGCGUCAGGUCAUGAACAAAACCUUUGGAGACUAUAGAAAGAAAAUGGCAGACGAACAGAAAAAAUAUGGCUCAUCUGUGAAAAAGAUGUCUAUUAAUCCUAUAUCCUCCAAGUCUGCCCAGUCAACAUACUACAAAAGGUCAACACAAAAACCUGAUUCAAAUAUAUCAGAGUCUGACAAAGAAACUCCAGUGCAAAACAGCAUCAAUCUUGCUAUUGAAAUGGACAAACCAAAUUCAAGUUAUAACUAUGAACCACCAAGUAAGGAAUUUAAAUUUAAUUUCCAAGUGCAGUCAGUAGAUGCAGUGGAAGCUGUUGAUGAAGACAUUGGUGCAGAUGUUAAGAGUAUUGAGGAGACACUACAACAAGCUACUUUGGAUGCAGAGUCUAAUGACAAUAUGGAUCAUGGUUCUCUAGAAACCGGUACAAAUAAAGUGCAGCAUCAACCAAGUGAAAAAUAUUAUACACCUUCGGACAAUGCAUUCAGGUUCAAUUUUCCAGCUCCUGACCCUUCUUGACCUAAACAUUAAAACUAUACAAGUGAACAUAUAAAGUUUCUUGUUGAGAGAUGUUCAGUGGAAUAUACAAUUAAACAGAACCAGCUUUUCCCAUUCACAUGUUUAUUUUGUUUAUAUCUACAAAUAAUUAGUUUUUUUCUACAGGGUGGGCAAAAAACAAUACCCAAGUUUGAAGAUGAAUAACAUAUGAUAUAUGUUAAACCAUGCCAUGUAUUUUAUAUCACAUUUAAGAUAAAUCAUACCCUAACUGGAUUUAAAAAUGGUGGGAAAUGGAGGGAAAUUUGAAUUUUGUCACCUUCAAAAGAGGUACAUUCAUACAAGUUUGGUGCAAAAUUCAUUCAUAAUACUUAUAUAUUUUUAAUUAACUAGUAGCCCGGACAGAAUUGUUCAAUGGUCACUUUUUCUGGUGUCAUCGAUUACCUCGGCAGCUUACCACCAAAGCAGCAGUCUAC
Molecule: messenger RNA, 1195 nt
Organism: Owenia fusiformis
Lineage: Eukaryota; Metazoa; Annelida; Polychaeta; Sabellida; Oweniidae
Source: the annotation of a GenBank genome assembly